Messenger RNA from Porites lobata, 2543 nucleotides. NCBI's taxonomy places the organism in Eukaryota, Metazoa, Cnidaria, Anthozoa, Scleractinia, Poritidae. The record is from the annotation of a GenBank genome assembly.
AUGAAAAUUUAUCUCCUUUAUAUUUUGUUUCAGAACACACCAAAAGUGCCUCACAUUCUCGUGAUCGGUGGCGGAGUAGUUGGGAUAACCAGUGCUUUACAAUUACUAAACAAGGGGUAAGUAACCCUUAGAAAAAAAGCAAAAGUUGAAAAUAGCUACCUUUUAUAACAAACACUGUCGAGAGGUUCCUUAAUUUUCUUAAGUUUGGUUCCUCCGUUCGAAUUAAAAUAUUUCGAAAAGAUCCGUUAACCACAAAAGUUUUAUUUUCAUACGGAUGAAUCAUUGACAUUGAAUCUAUUUCCUUGUUGGAAUACUUACAAAAAAAAUGGCAAUGAAGAGCGUAACUAAUAUCUUAAACUUCUUUGACGACAAGUUAUUCAGUAGUUUUUGAAAUCAAAACUGACUGAUUUAAUUCAAAUCAGCCAUUGUCACAAGUGAACAAAAGAAACUCAUGGAAUUACAGUGUAAUACUACUAUCAUCUGUUUCACAGAUUAAGUAAAAUCAUUGAAACUUAAAGCAGUGAAAUAAAUCUAUCAAAAUAGGAAAACACUUCAUUCCCCUAAUAGAUUCAGUGGUUUUCCGUUGAAUUGACUUUGCGGCAAAGGAAAAAAUUCCUUCGUGUUAGGGACCAGAGAAAAAUGUUGACUCACCUAACCAUAUUACGCAUGCGCUUUUUUCCUUGACACUUAAACUUAAAUGUUCGAUAUUAUUUGUCAUACAGUAAUUCUUUGAGCGACCAGACACGUUGUGUGUGAACGCAGUGUUUUCCUUCGGAUGAAGAGCAUUCUUUAUUUGCCUCCAGUUCAAUUACCCCUAUUUCGCAUAACUUAAUUUAUGAUUAUAGUGUAUAUUCAUUACUCUUAAUUAAGUCAUACCUAUUAUUUUUCUUAGGUACAAAGUCACAGUUGUAGCAAAGGAGUUCGCCUCACCAGUCGCUUCUGGUAAAUGCAUCACCUCCGAGAUCGCCGGUGCUUUGUGGGAAUGGCCUCCUGCGGUGUGCGGACGGCACACAGAUGAGAAGUCACUUGAGAGAUCCAAGGUGUGGUGUAUGGACAGUUAUGGAAAGUUCAUGGAAUUGGCUAUGAAACCAAAAGAAACUGGAGCGUACCUCAGGCAAUCUGUCUUCUACUUCAAGGAUAUGGUUGAAGACCUUCCAGCACAGUUGGAGAAAAUGAGCGAACUCUGUCAUUUGCCAGGAUUUCGUCAUGACUCAAAACUCAUCGAAGAAACUGGUGAGAGUUCGUAUGGCUCCCUAUCUCCUCUUCGGUGGCAUAUUUGGUGCCGCAAAGAACCUAAAGAAAGGCAAAGAGAGCGCCAGGAAAAGAAAAAGCGUCUUUCCCUUUCUCGCGUGCGCUCAGUUUUAUUAACACAUUUUUUUUGUUUAAUGCUCAUAAGACCCUCUUCGGGCAAAGGUCCCUCCAUAUCUUACCUUUUAACAACUUCAACGAACCCGUUAUUUUUACGCGCUGUUGCGCUUCACCUCAAUAGCAGUUAAGAAUUUCAAUAGUCUUCUACGUAAGUAAAGGUUCGGCAAAAUGGUACAUGUUCCAGACAAAUCCUCAAUAGUUUCGUCUACUGUGUAGUUCCAAAGUAUUCAUUUAGAAUUUAUAAUUCCCUUGUCAAUUAUUCUAUGCAUAUAGAUGCUAACUGAUCGCUAACUAUUUUUCUCCUUUAGCGGUGAACACUGACACGGGUGUGGUGGACGCAUACCAGCACAUGGCUCCUAUGGUUGACACAGUUGUAUACAUGCAGUGGCUUUACAAACAGUGUAAAGAUAAGGGCUGUCGCUUUGUACACGAUGAAAUUAAAGGACUGCUGAGAGAUCAAGCAGAAGACUUGAAAAAGAAAUACGAAGCUCAGCUGAUAUUCAACUGCUCUGGACUCAGCGCUAAAGAACUGGCAGGAGACGAAGAUGUUUACCCUCUGAGAGGUAAAUAAUUCUCCCUUUUAAUUUAUUGCAUUUUGUAAUAUAAACAUCUCAUUUCCCUCUUACCCCCAAACACACAUUUCAUCUAAAUUCAAGCAGUGAUCGCAUUCUAACAGGACCGUUUUUAUUGGAAUCUCAGGUUGUAUUCUUAAAGUUAGAAAUGAUGGAAGCUUGAUGCCCAAACUCAACCAUUCCAUGUGCAUCUCGCUGAUCGAGGACAUUGACGAGUCCAAAAAAGACGGACAAAGCUUUGUGUUCAUCCUUCCAAGAGGUGAAGACAAACUGUGGUUGGGUGGCAUGGUACAACCCUACCAAUGGGACAGAAAUCUCACGCUCGAUUAUCCACCAAUCAGAAGAAUGUUUGACAAAGUCAAAGAGUUCUACCCUCCACUUCGUAACUAUGGAGACGAAGACGUGGAAGAAGUGUUGGUAGGACUGCGGCCCGCUCGUAAAGGCAACGUUCGUUUGGAGUGGGAUCCUGUGUGUCCGUCGAUUCUGCACAACUAUGGACACGGAGGGUCGGGUGUGACUUUCUCCUGGGGAUGUGCUAUAGAAGCGAGUGCCAUGGUGGAUCGUGUUCUCAAGAGACCACAGAUUUAUCUGUCAAAGCUUUGA